Molecule: messenger RNA, 627 nt
Organism: Symbiodinium natans
Lineage: Eukaryota; Dinophyceae; Suessiales; Symbiodiniaceae
Source: the annotation of a GenBank genome assembly
AUGUCGAACGGGAUCGCCCACCUUGCUUUCACCGGAGGCCGGCGCAUCCAGGUAGGCUACUCAAAAUCAAACCGCUCGAGCUGCAAGCAAUGCAGAAAAGGCAUUCAGAAGGAUGCCCUGCGAGUUGGCCAGCUCACAGGAAGCCCAACCGAGGGCAUCGGCCCCAAGUGGUGCCAUCCCAGCUGCUUCCUGGACUUCAUCAAGGGCUGCUUCGCAAAGCCAGAGGAGUGGUUCAAGAAGUACGUGCCAGAUGCAGAGCAGAUUCCGGGGAUCGAAAGCCUGACGCCAGAUGACAAAGCCAUCAUCACCGACUUGGUUGCGCUGGGCAGGAAUCCGAUGCGGUAUGUGGUCACCGUCACAGAGUCGCGCGAGGCAUCAGGUGAGAUACAGCUGGUGUGCACCAACAUGAACGGGGACGCCGUGUGUCCAAACUUGCGGCCUGACACCAAGGCCAACGUGAGAAGGCACGUUGCGCAGCAUGUGGGCCGGCGAGAGACUGAAGUCGAGUUGGUCAACGCUGAUGGCUCCUUGUUUGACGGAGCCUCAGGCCCGUCCCGCGGUGCCAAGAGGAAGGCGCCAGGGAGCGAUUCGAGAGCUGCCCUGUUGGCGUCUGCUGGUGGCGCGUGA